CUCUCUCCGCUCCUCAGUCGCUUUUACUUACAAUCGCCAUAUUGGUUGCUCGGAUGACUUGGUGGUUUUUUUCUUUAGGACUUACUACGAGACGGGAGUGACUUCUUCUUCUCCAGAGCUGCACACUUUCACAUUGUUCCUUGUGCCACACUGACUGCAUUGCUUUUCCGCGGGUUUGUUUUUUGUUUUGUUUUUGUGGCAUGCCUGCUGCUCUGAUGCUUAUUCGUUGUCUUAUCGGUUUUUAUUACAGGAACAGUCUAGUUAGGUGUUUGUGAUCUGUAUCCUCGACAGCAGCGAGCCUACGUGUUUGUUUUCGUACCGAGUUUCAUGUGGCAAAAUGUCGGACGUGCGUCUUUCUAAUGGAAGUCCGCCGCUGGAGCGUGUGGACCCGAGACCGGAGGGACACACCAAGCCGUCGGUGUGCAAGAACCUGUUCGGCUCGCCGGACCCGGAGGAAGUAAAACGAACGUAUCUGGAAGAGUUGCAGAAGUCGGAAGCGGCGUUCAGGGAGAAGUAUAACUUCGAUGUUGUGAACGACAAGCCGCUUGAGCCCGGCAGGUUCGAGUGGGAGCCGGUGGACGCCGGAGACGCGCCCGAGGUUUACAGCAGGCCGUCGCGUGCAAACAAACGGGUGGAUCUUAACGGGAGUCAGACGGACUGCCAAAAAACGCCAAACGCGGCGAAGAAAAGACCUUCUCUGGAGGACGCGGAUUCUGUACGGCAGAGUAAAAGAGUGAACCAUGGAGAGGAAGACAGCAGCAGUCAAGACAGAGCAGAGCAGACACCCAGAAAAUCAGAUCCCAACACAUAAAAACAACAGGACACCUGCAAGCAAAGAGAGAUGAAGAAUGUGCAUUUCUCCAUCAAAGAGCUUUAUGAAGUAAACAGGGACAGCAGCAAAUGAGAAGAGCAUUUCCUUUUCGAAGGAUGUGUAAGGCAGUAGAAGCACUGAUUUUUUUUUUUUAUACUUUUUUUUUUUUUUGAAACUACACUAAAGUUUUGGCACUCAAAAAAGACAUUUGCCUCAAAAGCAGACAAUGUAGCAGUGUGCAGAUGGUGUUUCCUUUUUGCUUUUGUCUUUACUACCUAUGUAUAUAAUUAUAUGUAGCAUAUUACAUUAUAACAUUAUGAUGAGAGAAAUCGUAUAGUCUGAAUGACUUGAAGAAUUGCUGUGCAGUUUUCAAAACAACCCCCAGUAAUCCUCCCAACAAUAAAAAGGAUGUUUUAUUAACUUAAAUAAAGCGUCAGUAUUGUCAGGGUUUAAAACAUUACAAGUUCUAGCAAUUUAAAAAUAAUUGCACAGAACUGUGGUCCUCCAUUAAGAGCACCCAUAGAAAAAGGUUCACAGUUGAAAGAGAACUGGUGUCGACCCAUUUGAGACAUCAGCAGAUAAACGAUUUUUUAAUUAUUGGUGAUACUAUUGAGGAGUGUAUGGUACUUUAUGUGAAGUUUAUUUAAAAAUCUGCCAAAGUUGCAAUACAUUCAGGCAGGGAUAUUCCUUUUUCUAGGGUGUGGUUUUUAUGGUUUUGACAGUGUUUCACAGUAUUAUAAUAUCCCUGGGUUUUUCCAGUAGUUUCCUCCCUAGAUUGUUUUGAAUUUGCUUAUGAAACACAAAAUCUACUGAGUAAAAUAAUUUUUAGAAAGGAAACUGAAAUUAACAGCAAAUUCUUUUGUCACAUUUCAUGUUUUUUUUUUCUCCUCCUUGCAUCGCUGUGUAGCAAAUUUUGUAGAUUUUAUUUUUUUAAACACUGGUCCAGGUUUGUAAGUAAACCCUGUCCUUUGCAAUCACAAAAUGGUAUUCAUGUUGAACAUGAUGUUCCACUGUGUUGUGUCCCGUCCCCUGUCCCCCCCCCCCCCCCCCCC
This is a messenger RNA of Neoarius graeffei (lesser salmon catfish), 1863 nucleotides long. It is a transcript of the gene cdkn1ba, whose product is annotated as cyclin dependent kinase inhibitor 1Ba. The record is from RefSeq and is a predicted model, not a curated record. Lineage: Eukaryota; Metazoa; Chordata; Actinopteri; Siluriformes; Ariidae. Gene Ontology annotation, cellular component: cytoplasm; nucleus. The transcript has 3 exons. Gene Ontology annotation, biological process: G1/S transition of mitotic cell cycle; negative regulation of cell population proliferation; regulation of cell cycle. Gene Ontology annotation, molecular function: protein-folding chaperone binding; cyclin-dependent protein serine/threonine kinase inhibitor activity. Bases 338 to 811 code for a protein of 157 amino acids.